This is a messenger RNA of Drosophila eugracilis, 669 nucleotides long. Its product is annotated as ADP-ribosylation factor-like protein 3. The record is from RefSeq and is a predicted model, not a curated record. Gene Ontology annotation, molecular function: GTP binding; GTPase activity. NCBI's taxonomy places the organism in Eukaryota, Metazoa, Arthropoda, Insecta, Diptera, Drosophilidae. Gene Ontology annotation, biological process: intracellular protein transport; Golgi to plasma membrane protein transport; protein localization to organelle. The transcript is spliced from 4 exons. Bases 43 to 603 code for a protein of 186 amino acids. Gene Ontology annotation, cellular component: Golgi apparatus.
CUGAAACUUACCUAACCUAAAGACACUAAAAUUCCUGUUCCAAUGUGCCUUUACGGACCCGUUUCGGUUAUCAAAAAGAUCAUGCCGAUGGGCUUGCAGAAGUCUUGUCUGCUCAUCUUGGGCUUGGAUAAUGCUGGGAAAUCUACUUUGACAGCACGCCUGGUGGAGAUCUUAAAUGGCGAUUCCAAAGAGCUAAACAAGCAGGCCAGUGAAUGGACCUUCAGAAUCGAUAACUCCAAAGUCAAGUUGUGGGAUAUCAACGGGGAACUGAAGAACAGGCAGGCCUGGCCUAAUUAUUACAAGAAAGCAAAGGCCCUGAUUUUUGUUCUAGACAGCAAGGAUGCAGUGCGGCUAAGCGAGGCUCGUUGUGUCUUAUGUGAUGUCCUAAUGCAUGAAGAACUUAAUAAGGCUUCACUGUUGAUUCUGUCCAAUAAAAAGGACACUCAAGGAUCUCUGCCAAUGUCCACGGUGAUCGAUUUGAUGGGUCUGGAUCGGUUAAAUUGUAGGGACUGGUCUUUUAUGGAAUGUUCAAUGAAGACAGGAAGUGGUAUUCAGGAUAUCGUGGACUGGAUUAUUAAUAAUACAAAGAGGAAUAAGAAGUAAUGUAUUAUAUUUUACAUUUUUUGAUAUUUUCAAAAAAGUACCUAUACCAAAAAUUUAUUUAACUAU